UGGCAAGAAAAAAGAUAAGAAAAAUUGUAAAUUCCACGAAAAAGAAUCUCAAAAGUCUCAUAAGUCUUGUUAUCUAGGGCUUUCUUCUAGAGAUCGACAAAUUCACAGCCAAAGCAGAGAGCAGAUUCUCCAUUGAUUUUGUUUGUUCGCGAUUCUUCAGUCUCAAUGGCGUCAAACUCUAGCGACAAUUCUCAGCAAAGACCCAGGCAGAGAAACGGACCUCCUCCGCCGCGGAGACAGGGGAGAAAUCCGCCGCGUACCCAGUAUCAGCCACAACAGCAGACGACGCAGGGCGUGCAGGAGAAGAGGAAACCUGUGUUCGUCAAGGUGGAUCAGUUGUCACCAGGCACGAGCGGCCACACUUUGACCGUUAAAGUCGUCGAUCAGAAUUCCGUUCCUCAGAAGCCAGGCGCUGCCUCUUCUCAUCUCCGUCCUGCUCGGAUCUCCGAGUGUCUCGUCGGCGACGAGACUGCUUGCAUCCUCUUUACCGCUCGCAACGACCAAGUGGACUUGAUGAAACCAGGAACUACUGUGAAUCUGAGGAAUGCAAAGAUAGAUAUGUUUAAGGGAUCAAUGAGGCUUGCUGUUGACAAAUGGGGUCGCAUAGAGGUCAUCGAACCGGCUGACAUAACUGUUAAAGAGGAUAACAAUCUGUCCCUUGUGGAGUACGAGCUCGUCAAUGUCGAUGAGUAAAUGAUAUCUAACGCCAUGUCUAAUAGGGUUUUUAUUACAAGCGCCACAAUGAAUUUUGUUUUGCGGUCUGUACUGGAGCCAAAUGAAGAAGGGGACGGGAAAAUUAUGUUUAUCUUAUGAAUGAUGUUGCAAGUUUGCUAUUUAUCUACCGGUAGAUUUAUGUUGAUCUCUGGUUUUGGUGCACGAUAUAUUAUCUCGGUGUGUACUCUUUAAGUUGUGGAUGCUUUUUUGUAACCUCUGCUAUUGUAUGGUCCCUUGAACAGAGAGGUUAAUGAAAAAAACUUGGUAAAGA
Molecule: messenger RNA, 985 nt
Organism: Eutrema salsugineum
Lineage: Eukaryota; Viridiplantae; Streptophyta; Magnoliopsida; Brassicales; Brassicaceae
Exons: 2
Coding region: 166-693 (175 amino acids)
Source: RefSeq, a predicted model, not a curated record